Ostrinia furnacalis (Asian corn borer) is the source of this 2330-nucleotide messenger RNA. RefSeq lists its product as uncharacterized. NCBI's taxonomy places the organism in Eukaryota, Metazoa, Arthropoda, Insecta, Lepidoptera, Crambidae. The record is from RefSeq and is a predicted model, not a curated record. The coding region runs from base 1 to 2262 and encodes 753 amino acids. The transcript is spliced from 6 exons.
AUGAAUGUCAGCGGAAAUGAAGUUGGCAAACUCGAAAUUGGGCACCUCGGUGAUCUUAAAAGAUACUACGACUUAAAUCAUGCUACCCACCAAACUCCCACAGCAAACAUUUGGGCCUUAACAACGGAAAAUGCCAUCCAUAGACAGGGUGACCCCCCUGGCCCCCCAGGCCCCCCAGACAACUACCCAGACAAGCCCCCGCCGUGGCUGCAUCCUAACUACUGGGGUACGACUACUACUCGGGCUACAGCCACAACCACCACGACAGCAGUCCCACCAUCCGUGGAAGAAGAACCCCCCAGCCUGUUGCUACCCUUCCAGAAAGCCAUGGACCUGUACCGUAUGGGCUACUUCUCGGUCUUCGUCAGCCUGGGCUCCCACAUCGUCUCCGAGAAGUCCUUCAACGAUGUGAGGCUGCUCAGCAUGUCUUUGGAAAGGGAGUUUCAUAGGCUACAUGAUGAUGACAAGCACAUUCUUGGCUUCGGAGAGCCGUUCCUUGGUGCUUUUGAACAUUUCGUUAAACAAAUGGGACAGUUGCCUGCCGAUUACAUCAAAAGUCAAGCCCAAAUCUUGCAACACAGCAUACACUUCAGAAGGGAAUACUUUGCGGACCAACUAAAUUCGCUAAUGGACUACAUAGACAGUCUUUACAAUGAAGAUGAGGGAGUAGCUCUAGUCCAAUCUCUAGACGCUCUGAAUUUAUUCCCUAAAAACACUUGGAACUCUUACGAAAUCCUCAGGAACAUUUCUGACUCUCUAUUCGCACCUUACAAAAGAUUAGCUGGUACAGUCAAAAGGGAACUUCUCGUGGAAUCUCUUAAUGAUUUUUUAGAAAAGGUCGGCUACACCUUACUUGGUGAUAAAAAUAUUUUCGGGGUUUUGAAUAUAACGGAUGCUAGAAGAAACUAUAGCAAUAAAACUAGGUUUGCUGUAGUGGGAAGAGAGACAAGUGGUAAAACGAGACAGACGGACACUCGUUUAAGCAACACACCUAGAAGUGUCACAAAUAUUAAGAGAGAAACCUAUGAUGCAGAAAAGAAACUCAGAGAGAUUAAUACGAAAAUUAAAAAUGCAGCUGUUAAAAUUAGAAAAGUAACACGAAAGGAACCAACAGCAGUACCGCGUUCACAACCUACAUAUCACACAACUCAGCAAAAGCCUCACGUAAGACUGGGCUUCAAAGAAAAACAUCCAAAAAUAUACGACAAGUACCUGCAACUGAAGAAGAAAGCGCACAAGAAGCAUCGGAAAAAGGAAAAGUUUAGAGAGUUCAAGAAAAGAUAUUUUGGGAACAUGUUCCCAAAGUUGCACGGUUAUGAAAGAUAUUCCAAAAUGAAAGCGGAAAAAUUGAAAAACAAACUACUCUUAAAUAUAUCAGACACUGAUUUUGAUGGCGAAUAUCUUAGUGAUUCUGAAUCAUAUGAUUCCGAUUUUAGUGCUAUUGUUUAUAAAAUGAAACAGGCUAAAACUAAAUUUAAAGACUUCAAUAAAGGAAGACAAUCUACCCUUAGGGUUUCAGCAUCGAAAUCACCUUCAAAUAAAAUUAGUAGAACAAAAAAAUCAAGUCAAUUUACCCAAAAAAGUCAUAAAACUGCAAAGAUAAUGAAAAUAACUAAAACAUCUAAAGCAGCAACGAAAAGAAUACAUUCCGAUAUUAAUAUAUCCCACUCAACUAUAGAAAACAACGCAGUUGCAGCAAAAACAAAUAUACUCAAGAAACUUAAUGAGAAACUAAAUAAACUAACAAAUGAGUUAGGCAUAGAAAAAAGUCGUCUUAAUAAGAUAUCACUGAAACCUACCAAAAUAGCAGAUUCUCAAGUAAAUAAAACUAACAAAUCUUCAGCUAUUACAACCAUAGAUUUCACUACAGUUAAAUUCAAAAGUGUAACAGCUAAAAAUAAAAUUGCAGCGUUAUCCAGCUACAGCGAUGAAGAAGAUGUUCUAAAGUUUAAAAUUUCAGACGCAAUGAGACAUGACAAGCCAUUUCUUAUACCACAAAGAAGAUUAAACAAUUUUAGGCAAAGAUUUAAGAAAGACAUUGAUGUAAGCUACAGCAGCGAUGAAGUUGUGUUGAAAUCCAAAAUAUAUCAGAGUCUGGGAUUUCAAAAUUUCAGUAAACUUAAUGAAGUAAGAAGAAGAGCAAAUAAUGAUAUUGAUGAAGUUAAAGUUAAGAAGAUAAGAUUUCAGAAAUUCAAACCAGUUAAUGAGAUAUCUAGCUACAGCGAUGAAGAGGAUACUUUGAAGGAGAAGUUAAAAUUGUGAUUUGCUUUGGACUAAUGUAAAAUAUUUAAUAGCAUUGACCUACUUUGUAAUUUGUUAUCAAUAAAUAA